Molecule: messenger RNA, 1289 nt
Organism: Varanus komodoensis (Komodo dragon)
Lineage: Eukaryota; Metazoa; Chordata; Lepidosauria; Squamata; Varanidae
Gene: KCNK2
Product: potassium two pore domain channel subfamily K member 2
Exons: 7
Coding region: 54-1289 (411 amino acids)
Biological process (GO): potassium ion transmembrane transport; stabilization of membrane potential
Cellular component (GO): membrane
Molecular function (GO): outward rectifier potassium channel activity; potassium ion leak channel activity
Source: RefSeq, a predicted model, not a curated record
GAAAAAAUGCCUGCCCGUGAAGCGAGGAGAGGGCACCGGGUCUGUAAAUAAGAAUGGCGGCACCUGACUUACUGGAUCCCAAAUCUGCCACUCAGAACUCCAAACCCAGGCUGUCAUUUUCCACCAAACCCACCGUGCUUGCUUCGCGGGAAGAGACUGAUACAACUAUUAAUGUUAUGAAAUGGAAGACGGUCUCAACCAUUUUUCUAGUGGUGGUUUUGUAUUUAAUUAUUGGAGCUACUGUAUUCAAAGCCCUGGAGCAGCCACAUGAAACUAACCAGAGAACAACUAUUGUGUUCCAGAAACAGAUGUUUGUAUCAGAGCAUUCUUGUGUGAAUGACACAGAACUUGAAGACCUAAUUCAGCAAGUAGUGGCAGCAAUAAAUGCAGGAGUCAAUCCAAAAGGAAAUGCGCCUACUCAAGUCAGUCAUUGGGAUUUGGGAAGUUCCUUCUUCUUUGCUGGCACUGUUAUUACUACCAUAGGAUUUGGGAACAUCUCACCACGUACAGAAGGUGGAAAGAUAUUCUGCAUCAUCUAUGCCUUACUGGGAAUUCCUCUUUUUGGUUUUCUAUUGGCUGGAGUCGGAGAUCAACUAGGGACCAUAUUUGGGAAAGGAAUUGCCAAAGUAGAGGACACUUUUGUUAAGUGGAAUGUGAGUCAGACAAAGAUCCGCAUAAUAUCAACAAUAAUAUUCAUCCUAUUUGGCUGUGUGCUGUUUGUUGCUCUCCCGGCAGUAAUCUUCAAGCACAUAGAAGGCUGGAAUACACUAGAUGCAAUUUAUUUUGUUGUUAUCACCUUAACAACUAUUGGAUUUGGUGACUAUGUCGCAGGGGGAUCAGAUAUUGAAUAUUUUGAUUUCUAUAAACCAGUGGUGUGGUUCUGGAUCCUUGUGGGCCUUGCAUAUUUUGCUGCUGUUCUGAGCAUGAUUGGCGAUUGGCUAAGAGUUAUAUCCAAAAAGACCAAGGAAGAGGUGGGAGAGUUCAGAGCUCAUGCAGCUGAAUGGACAGCCAAUGUCACUGCAGAGUUCAAAGAAACACGUAGGCGCCUGAGUGUGGAGAUUUAUGACAAGUUCCAGCGGGCUACCUCCAUCAAAAGGAAGCUGUCUGCAGAAAUGGCAGUGAAUCACAGCCAAGACCUGACUCCUUGCAAGAGAACCUUGUCUGUUAACCACCUCACCAGCGAGAAAGAUCUCUUGCCUGCCAUCACAAAGACAGACAGCAUUUACAUGAAUGGCUUGACGCCUCACUGUGCAGCUGAAGAAAUCGCUGUUAUUGAAAACAUUAAGUAG